Messenger RNA from Chinchilla lanigera (long-tailed chinchilla), 1264 nucleotides. It is a transcript of the gene Fndc8, whose product is annotated as fibronectin type III domain containing 8. The record is from RefSeq and is a predicted model, not a curated record. The coding region runs from base 91 to 1059 and encodes 322 amino acids. The transcript has 4 exons. NCBI's taxonomy places the organism in Eukaryota, Metazoa, Chordata, Mammalia, Rodentia, Chinchillidae. Gene Ontology annotation, molecular function: protein binding. Gene Ontology annotation, cellular component: nucleus.
UACAGGGGGCUCGCUGCUCUUCAGUUUCUCUCUGCUUCCCGCUAGCUGGGUGGUUCUGUAUGGUGACCGCUGUGAUCCCCAACAACCCAGAUGGCAUCUGAGGCACUCUGUAAAGUGGGGUGUGGGGAGGAGACCCCACUGAAGAAGGAAAACCUCAGUGUGAUAAAUGCGCUCGACCAACUGCCAAAGCCCCUUCCAAACCCCAAGUUUAUGAACCGGACCAUCACCACCAAAGGACGCCCGCUUUCCUCACCAGGCUCUCUGGCUAACUUGGAGGCAGAUCCCACCAAUCCUGUGAAGCUGAUGCCAGGGGAGGAUUCCGAGUUCAGCUCCGAUGACACCAGCAUUUCCCCCAUGUCGUCCACCUUGCUGAACCCUGUCAAACUGGCCGUGACCCAGCCCAACAGCAGCUUCUUCGCCGGAUUGCUGGAGGGCAAACUGAACAAACUCGGCAUUCCCUUGAUGGCCAAGAACACAGCCAAGGAGGAGGACCUGGCCCUCUGCCCUUGCUCAUCUUCAUCCCAAGUGGUCCUCAGGGGCCUGGUGGACCUUGACAAAUCCGAGCUGGACACAGACACCUCCUCCACACGCUCGGAAUCCACCGUUGUCAUGGAUGUCCCAGAGGCCCCCUUCAUCUGCGAGCACACUGUCAGCGACACCACAGCAGUGAUUUCCUGGACCAAUGGCUUGGGUAAGCAGCAGGUCAGUUUCUACCAAGUCCUGUUACAAGAGAUGGCCAAGAGGAAAGAAAAUGAGCUGCCCAAGACAAAAAACCGCCCCUGGAUCUUCAACAAGAUCUUGGGCACCACCGUCAAGCUGAUGGAGCUGAAGCCUAACAAGAGCUACUGCCUCACCGUCCGCGCGGUCAACACAGCUGGGGUGGGGAAAUGGUGCAAGCCCUACAAAUUUGCAACUAUGGCCAGGGACGUAAGCAGCUUCCCUGAGAGCAGCCCCAUCUACAUCACCGUGAAGCGCAAGGAACCCCAGCGGAGAAUGGUGCACAUGGGGCCGGAGGACAUGCGGAAGCUGGAGGACCUGGAAUACCUCACUCCCUACUAGCAGAGGGCCCAGAACGCCCCUUGUUGGCCAUCCGCUUUGGCCCAGGGCCCUCAGGAAUGAGAACCUUGCCAGAGACCCACUGACUACCCUGCCACCUCAGGGCCUGGUGGUACUGGUACCAGGAAGCACCCCUGGGCCAGAGCCAAAUUCACCUGGAAACACCGCAGCUCCCUACCCCCAUUAAAGAACUGCAGGUCACCCAGCA